AUGUUCAAAUACUCGCUUGCAUGCCUGGCGCUCCUGGCAACCGGGUGUCUCUCCUCAACCACAACCACUAGCAACCCAGGCUACUCACGGAAUAUCACCUCGACCGUUACCGACCCGUCGUUUAGUUUCGGGAAACAUUAUGCAGUGCUUAAUCUAGAUCUUAUCGAUGGGUUGGUGGCCAAUGUGAAUACUACCAGGUCCGGGCAGUUGUGGAUUGAUAAUGUCGCGAACUGGAUUGAUGCUGUGCACAAGCAGGACCCUCCCCCCCUGAGUAUCUUUACUCGCAUCUUCUUCUCCAACACCUACCGUCCUGAACUCGGCAACGCUCCCUUCGCCAGCGCGGUGACUAGCCUCGGCAACGCCACAGCUUCGAGUCCCGAUAGUCAGAUCUAUUCGGCAUUCAAGACCCUGGAUAACUAUGAUGUGGUGCUGCAGAAGGCGCGGUAUUAUGCUGGUGCGGGGAACCAGCUGGAGGAGAUCCUCAGUUCUCAGAAGAUAGAUACUGUGAUCUUGUCCGGGAUCCGUACUUCGGGAGUAGUGCUUAGCACUGCGUUUCGUCUGUUGGAUAUGAACUAUAAUGUCUACGUUAUCUCGAACAAUACGAUCGAGACUCCCUCAUCAUAUGCCGCCCUAAAUCAGAAGGUUAUCUUGGAGGGCAUACUUCCCGAACUGCCGGUCAAUGUAAUCAGUAUCGAGCAGGCUAUUGGGGCUCUCAACCGCUCUGGACCAGCUGUGUAUUAGCUGGCAAGCCGGACAACCUGAUGGAAACGAUGAUAUAACGCCAAAACAUAUGGCUAUGAUGGACAGCGGUUACGGA
Messenger RNA from Aspergillus costaricaensis CBS 115574, 817 nucleotides. Its product is annotated as Isochorismatase hydrolase. NCBI's taxonomy places the organism in Eukaryota, Fungi, Ascomycota, Eurotiomycetes, Eurotiales, Aspergillaceae. The record is from RefSeq and is a predicted model, not a curated record. The transcript is spliced from 4 exons. The coding region runs from base 1 to 741 and encodes 246 amino acids.